This is a messenger RNA of Abrus precatorius (Indian licorice), 2216 nucleotides long. RefSeq names its product transmembrane protein 87A. Lineage: Eukaryota; Viridiplantae; Streptophyta; Magnoliopsida; Fabales; Fabaceae. Bases 253 to 1770 code for a protein of 505 amino acids. Gene Ontology annotation, biological process: transport. The record is from RefSeq and is a predicted model, not a curated record. The transcript has 5 exons. Gene Ontology annotation, cellular component: Golgi apparatus; membrane.
UGUUUUGCUAGCAUUUUUGUUCCCAUAAUCAUCCUCCAUUUCACUGAUCUGCCUCUUGAUUAAGUCUUAACCUCAGUUAAACCAAACUGAAGAACAGAGUGAGUAUUCUGGUAUAGAACCUCAAUCUCAACAAGCUCUCACUCUUUUUUCAUCUUCUCUCACUUGACAGUUCCGAGUUCAGACAAAAAACCCCCCCAAUCUUCAGUGGUGACAUCCUCCGUAGAUCCACAACCCUCUUUCUCUCUCUCUAAAAUGUGUGGGAUGUGGAUUCUCGCGUUUCUGUUGCUGUUUUCUCUCUGCACCGAAGCUUCGGUUCACGAUUACAGGGGUGAGAAAUUCUCUGCCAAAGGUAACGCCUUUGUCGUUCAUGGGGGCAGCGAAGGAAUUUACUCUUCUGCCCCUAAUCUCAACGACACUGCUACUGAUGCCGACUCUUACAUACGGUUUGAGAGGGUCACAUUUCGUAGAAACAAGGAAUUUUCUAACUUCAGCUCAUGGCCGAUUCAAGCUGUUGUUUUUGAAGUUGAAGAUAGAGAGACAAUUGGUGGUUCAGCCUAUGGGGGUCAGAGGGCUGUCUGUUGCACUAGUGAUCUAGCAAAACUUGGUGUGUGCAAAGAAGGACAGGUCAUUCACCGCCCUUCUGCAGAGAAUUCGGAUUGGCCUCAAGUUUUUGGUGUCUCUUUUGACAUGGAUGACGAAAUGGCGGUGCUGCCAUUGAAAUCUAUAGAAAUCACAAAAACUGGAAUGUAUAACUUGUAUUUCAUCCAUUGUGAUACGAGACUUAAGGAAUUGGUUGUGGAGGGGAAAACUGUAUGGAAAAAUCCCUCUGGUUAUCUGCCAGGUAGGAUGGCACCUAUGAAAAUCUUCUACCAAUUCAUGUCUUUUGCGUAUGUAUUGCUUGGAAUCUUUUGGUUCUCUCAAUAUGCUAGAUUUUGGAGGGAAGUAUUUCCACUGCAGAACUGCGUUACCCUAGUGAUAACUCUGGGGAUGUUUGAAAUGGCUCUGUGGUACUUUGACUAUGCUGAAUUCAGUGAGAUUGGAAUCAGGCCAACUGGGACCACCAUAUGGGCAGUCACCUUUGGGACUGUUAAGCGGACAGUGGCACGUUUGAUUAUUUUGAUGGUUUCAAUGGGCUAUGGUGUUGUCAGACCUACCCUUGGUGGGCUCACAUCAAAGGUGAUUAUGCUUGGAGGAACCUUCUUUCUUGCAUCUGAAGUUCUUGAAUUGGUAGAAAAUGUUGGUGCAGUAAGUGAUCUUUCUGGAAAGGCAAAAUUGUUUUUGGUUCUUCCAGCUGCAGUAUUGGAUGUGUUCUUCAUUCUUUGGAUUUUCACUUCACUAUCUGCAACUUUAAAUAAGCUUCAGGCCAGAAGGAUGAUGAUAAAAUUGGAUAUUUAUAGGAAAUUCACUAAUGCUUUAGCAGUAGCUGUGAUCGUAUCUGUGGGCUGGAUAUGUUAUGAGCUUUACUUCAAAUCAAAUGAUAUAUAUAAUGAGCAGUGGCAGAAUGCUUGGAUCAUCCCCGCCUUUUGGCAAGUUCUGUCUUACUCUCUCCUUUGUGUUAUCUGUGUUCUUUGGGCUCCAUCUCAAAAUUCAACACGAUAUGCUUACCGUGAUGAUGGGAGCGACGAGUUUGAUAGGGAUGAGACUACUUUAACACUCAUAAAACCAUCACCUAUUUCUUCAAAGGAUGUUCGAAAUAUGGCAGAUGCUAGACCAGUGCAAAGCAGCAACGGAAAUUCAAAUGAUGAUUUAGAAGAAGACAAGAUAGAAUAAGUUAGAAUUUAGCUCUGAUUCUGUACUUCCAUUUUUAUCCUAAAAAUUAGCUCUAUGACACUUCUCCUUUUAUUCUUUUAUUUCCCUCAUUAGUCAUUGUUCUCACUUGAUGCUUUUUCAGCAUGCAGUUCCUUACAAGAUUGGACUACAUGAUAGGGUUCUUUGUGUUCCUGUAAUGCCAAUGCUUAAGAGUAUAAUUCAGUCACUUUUUACUAAUACAAAGGGAAUUUUCUUCCAAUUAUGAGAUGUGCAUAUUUAUCCAUGUGCUUGCAAGCAUACAUGUGGGGACACUUGCGAGAACUUUUUUGUUUUCAAGUUUCCAGCUGUAUAGCAUGUAUUUAUUAUCUUACUAUUCAGUAUUGAUUGAUAUACAUGAUCUUUUGAUCCAUGGAUCUUCUAGUUUUAUUUUUACACUAAAGUUUAAGGGAGAGGACAUUGUUUCAUCG